CUGGUCUUUCGCUUCCCAGCCACCAGUUCGCUUGCCAUUGCCAUUGCCUGUGCUUGUUCUUUUAGUUUCUUUUUUAUUUCUUCGUUCACCGUCUUUGACCGUUGCUUCCUUCCAGUGGAUCUAUCACCUGUCGUGGAACGCUUGUCCUUCUCUCGCGCUCCGACGCCGUUUGUGGGCAUCAACAGUUACAACUCUGCCCAGAGUAGACUCCACCAUCCUCCACGGUAUCUUUCGCCAGGAUCCAUCGCCGCUUCUACACGUAUUCCAUUGCCAACGAGAUCGUAAAAGGAGCACGGGACGCAAUGCUAUAAAAGGAACCAACAUGACCUUAUUCCGCCUGUCACUCGCUUGGUAGAUCUGCCCCGUACACCACGCCAGUUCUGCCGUCCAUCGAUCCUCUACACAUUCAUUGUUUCCCUGUUUAAGGCCUUUCAUUGCAAUACAACUUGCACGGCCAAGAGGCCGUCCGCAUUAAAGAGUCGACAAUGUCAGACACGUGCAUCUCCCUCGCAUCAUCCACGACAUGUCCUGCCUUCAACACCUCCUCCAUAUCGACCAAUUCCAGUCUUUUCGGAGACUUUCCCUUCCUCCAAGGCGUUUCGAACGUCACGGACUUCGACGCAAAAUUAAGUGACUAUGUCAAAGGGCCCUAUGUCCAGUCAAAGUGGGUGUUCCUGCAUUCUACCCUAAGAAUGAGAGAGGACUCAUGCUAAGUAUUGAUCUUCUCUUAAACGUCCAGAUACGUUGAGCUCCUGGGAUGUCAGGGAGCUGACCUCAACGAUACCGCCGACUUCUACGCGCGCUACACAACCACUGUAAUUUGUAAUGGGCUUGUGCAAAGCUCAAAAUCUCUAUGCGGCUUAACUGCUGAACAGUCCCGACCUGUUUGCGCAGAUACAUGCGCAUUGAUGGCAACAAAUGAGGAGGAAAUCGUGGUCAAUUUAGAUAUUUGUGGUAAAACCACCAAAGAUUACAUGAAACAGAUUCGCGCCGACUUUACCGUCUGCUCUCUUCCGGCAGAUUCGCUCACCGGCACGUGCAUUUCUGGUGCGGAGAAUGAACCGGACAACUGUGGAUACGGAACCAAUCUUCCUGGCCUUUGUCAAUAUUGCUCGAACAGCUCUUCCAACUCCACUGAUUCCUGCUGCGCUGACGCGAAUGCCCCAAGUCGCUGCCAACACGUCCCAGUUCCCACUACAACCACCCCUUUACAGCCAUUAGUCCCAUCCUCGUCCAACACGUCGGCACCAGCUGGCGGUGGAGCUGGCGAUGGACAUGGACUCUCCGGUGGGCAGAUUGCGGGGGCAGUUGUUGGUUCUGUUGCUGGAUUUGCGCUUUUGGCCAUCCUGGCCGCCUUGCUUUUCCUCUACUUGCGCCGUAGGCGCAGAGCACCACCGGAUACCGUUUUGAACCAGCCAAACCCUCAAAGGAAAGGUGUUACCCCAAUGCAGUAUUCUGCAGGUAAACAGGGGUACGAAAUCGUUCCUGGGGGCCGCGUGGCGAGGAUGUCUGCACUGCGAGAGAUGCCUAGUCGGUCACCGUCGCGGAUCGGCAUGCCUGCUGCCAUUUACGGUGAUUCUUCGGAGUCAGAGGGCAGAGGGGCGAGCCCCGGCGCGAUGUCCCGGAGGAUCCCACCAGUAACUGGCAGGCGGCACGGUUCGCUUUCAAGCAGCUUUGUUUUGGCCGGCCUGGAGAGUGAUACGUCUCCGCGCUCUGCUGCCAAUCAAUACUCCUCCCCUGAGGGUUUAACCAGUAGUCAGUCGGAGCAACUGGCAUUCUUCCGGGAUUAUUACUCUCAGGACGAUAUCCAUCCUGGUGACAAGGUUGCUGUUCUUUGGGCCUACCAGCCGCGGGCGGGCGACGAAUUUGAACUGGAUCGGGGGGAGAUGCUUAAGGUAAUUGGCAUCUGGGAUGAUGGCUGGGCGACAGGCGUCCGCGUGCCCGACAGAGCAGAAGAUUUCGACGCGAAUCGUCUGGAACAGCGAGACAGUGGCCUGUCAAAUGCCUCUCAGAGAGCACGAUCGUCUCCAGUAUCAGAAAUCAAGGCGUUUCCUCUCGUCUGCGUCUGCCUACCUCAGCACUGGAGUAAGAUCGUUGAGGGAGACGGGCAGGAUAAUGGCGGCUCACCUUGACGAUCAGAGAACUAUUUCAGCUUCAACUGAAAAAAAAAAGUCCCAUCUUGUAAUGAGGGUUUAUGAUCAUGCGUCCAUAUCCUUUUUAGUCCUUUCCCAGGUUCAUGAGAGCAGCAUUUGUUUCCUAAGAUGUGGCUGAUCCGGCAACUCCACGUGGACUUGGGGCCUCACCAUCAGCUUUCCCAUUCGGACCGCUGUUCCAACAAGCAACCUUUUCAAGCUUCGCUCGGCUGUUCUUCUAUUCGAUACUUUCUUUUCCAUAUUCCAUAUUUCUUGCCUUUCACGGAGCAAUCGUGUAUAAUGUUCCAGAGCGCAUUUCAUGAUGUUCGCUGCUUCGUUUAAAGCCUCUGGCAGGGAAAGUCUAGCUUUUUGUUAGCGUUUUCUUUAUACCCCAUCUUACGGCUAUGGAUUUUUCGAAUUUUCUAUUUUUUAUUCUUUUAACAUCUUCGACCUGAGAUAGCUGCUUAUCUUCUCUUCAUGUUUAUUUUGAUUCCAACUCGCAUGAUGGAUUCCGCUGUUCUCAAGAUAUUUUACUUCUAUUAUAGAUUACUGAAACGCGGGCCCGUCAACGUCAGGCUUCUCCUAUUCCGGUUCUAGAAGCACAUCUAAAAUCAAAGGGAGGUGGUAUUGCGCGGACCACUCUUUGUGCUGCAGUUUUCAUAUUCUUCUUAUCUGGGGACUAAUGUUUGAAGAAUCCCUCAAUGGUUACCGCACUUUCUUUUCUUUAUUACCUUUUAAGGGCCGCAUAGUGUUGCUGUACAUAGGCUACGUAAUUGAAUGGUCCUCCACUGGAUUAUAAUCCUCUUCAUUCCAC
Molecule: messenger RNA, 2946 nt
Organism: Monascus purpureus
Lineage: Eukaryota; Fungi; Ascomycota; Eurotiomycetes; Eurotiales; Aspergillaceae
Source: the annotation of a GenBank genome assembly